AUGCAACAAAAUACUCGGACAGCAACAGGAUUCACCCCCAAUACACCAUUCACUCCGGAAGUCCUCUCGUACCCCCUUCCCGAUAGGUUCAAGUAUCCUCGGAUAAAGGAGUACGACAGGACAACCGACCCCAUCAACCAUCUCAAUGUAUACACGGACAUCAUGAACUUACAGGUUGCACUAGAUGCGGUAAUGUGCAAGGCAUAUUCUCAAACCCUCACGAAUGCGGCUAGAGAUUGGUUUUCCACAUUAGAACCGAACUCCAUCACCUCCUUUUCAGAUUUGGCUGACAUGUUCUCCGCUUUCUUUGCGAGCAGCAAAAGAAUCAGAAAGACAGCUGCAUCACUCAUGCAGAUGCGUCAAGGACCCAAUGAAACACUGCGCAGUUUCAUGACCAGGUUCAACAAAGAAAGGCUUCAGAUCCCCGACCUACAUAUCACAGCUGCAAUCUCAGCUCUGACUUACGCCAUUAAGUGCGAAGCGUUCAAAAUGUCCUUGUCUAAAACCUUGCCGAAAUCAGUAACCGAGCUACUCACACAGGCUGAGAAAUACAUCAAUAUGAAAGAAACCAUGGCCCCAAAAAGGGAAGUUACCUCAUCAGGGAGGUUGGAUCAGAAAAGGCCACAUGAGUCCAACUUAAGACAAGAGACACCUAGGGUCAAACCAAGAAAGGAUCCACCUUCAACGGCUUUUACCCACCUGAACACUUCGAGAGAUCACGGCCAUACCACAGAAGAUUGUCUGGCCUUAAAGCGAGAAAUCGAAGCUCUUAUAAGAAGAGGAUUUUUGAGCUCUUACAUUAACAAUGACAAACGCCUGAGGAAUAACCAGAAUGGGGGAAAAGGCCCAGAGGAUCGGGGAAACAAGCAACCAACUGCAAGCACUAUCAAUAUCAUUGUCAGAGGAACAGCCUCGGGAGGAGACUCUAGCAGUGGGCGAAAACAGUAUGCUAGACAGCCACCGAUCAUUUCAAGACCAGAUCUUGGUCGUACAGAGGACAUCAGUUUUGGAAUGGAUGACUUGGAAGGCAUAGCAUUCCCCCAUGGUGAUGCCCUUGUCAUAUCGGCCAUCAUCGCCAACUUUGAAGUCAAGAGAAUUCUGGUAGAUAACGGAAGUGCAACAAAUGUAUUGUCUCACGAAGAUUUUGUUCAAAUGGGGAUCUCGUCAGAACAACUAAAGCCAGUAAAAACACCCCUGCAAGGGUUUGGAGGUGGGGUCAUCGCCCCGGAGGGUAUCGUCGGGUUACCCUUAACAUUGGGAACCGAAGGUAAGCAGGUAACUCAGAUCACUACCUUUGAAGUUGUCCGUACAUCGAUGGUUUACAACGCCAUAUUGGGAAGACCAAUGCUCAACAGAAUUCGAGCUAUUGUCUCAACUUUUCACCUGGCUAUGAAAUUCCCUACUCCUAAUGGCAUCGGGAUAGUGCGAAGCAACCAAACGGUGGCCCGACAGUGUUAUGUGACCAGCGUUCGAAAAAUCAAAAAUGACGUCAUGCAAGUUACGGAGCUCGAGCUCGAGCAUGAAAGUUACGGAAGGUUAGCUCCGGUAGAAGGAUUGGAGGAGGUCAAGAUCGAGCCCGGAAGAAAAGUGACAGUUGGUCGAGGGUUAGAUGCGGAGAUCAUGGCCGAGCUUUUAAGCUGUCUCUCCCGGAACAUUGAUGUGUUCGCUUGGAAUGUUGAGGACAUGCCUGGAAUUGAUCCAGAUGUUGCAGUACAUAGAUUUAACGUGAACCCGGAAGCAAGAUCUGUGAAGCAAAGGAAGAGGCAGUUUGCACCGGAAAGACGAGAAGUCAUAAAAGAGGAGAUUACCAAACUCCUUAAUGCUCAGUUCGUUCGAGAGGUACAAUACCCCGAAUGGCUUGCCAAUGUGGUUCUUGUCAAGAAAGCUAAUGGAAAGUGGCGAGUUUGCAUUAACUUCACAGAUCUGAAUAAAGCAUGCCCUAAAGACAGUUAUCCCCUGCCCAGAAUUGAUAAUCUCGUGGAUAGUACAUCAGGUCAUAUGCUGUACAACUUCUUGGAUGCCUUCUCGGGGUAUCACCAAAUUCUUAUGGUAGAAGAAGAUCAAGAGAAGACCUCGUUCAUGGCAGAUUCAGCCAUCUACUGCUACAGGGUCAUGCCCUUCGGUCUGAAGAAUGCUGGAACAACAUAUCAAAGGUACAGCAUGAAGCUCAACCCGGCAAAAUGUGCAUUUGGGGUGGCAUCUGGAAAAUUCCUGGGUUUUAUGAUCACGCACAGAGGAAUAGAGGCAAAUCCUGAUAAAAUUCAAGCUCUGAUAAAUAUGGAGGCCCCUAAAUGCAAAAGGGACAUUCAAAAAUUGACAGGUCGCAUAGCAGCACUAAACAGGUUUGUUUCCCGGGCAGCUGACAGGUGCUCCCCCUUUUUCAAACUACUUAGGGGAAAUAAAGGGUUCGAUUGGAGUGAGGAAUGCAACUUAGCCUUUCAGGAGCCUAAACAGACAUUAUCAACACCUCUAGUCCUUACUAAACCUGAACCCGAUGACACGCUGCUAUUAUACUUGGCAGUUUCUCAGAACGCAGUAAGCGGUGUCUUGGUAAAGGAAAGAGGAAGAGUUCAGCAACCUAUCUACUAUGUUAGUAAAGUGCUCCUUGAUGCAGAAACACGAUACACACUUGCAGAACAGCUCGCCCUUGCUUUAGUAGUGGCUAUAAGAAAGUUACGACCAUACUUCCAGUCACAUCCAAUUGUUGUGCUCACCAACCAACCUCUCAGACAUAUACUUCAGAAGCCGGACGUUUCAGGAAGACUGUUGAAGUGGCUCACUUCAAGAUCCUCAGAAACACUGGCCGGGAGCCCGAACUCGACCUCAGGAGUAUGGGAAAUAUUUGUUGACGGAGCAUCCAAUAGCUCGGGCUCGGGGGCUGGCAUUAUUAUUACAAGUUCGGACAAGAUUACGGAGAUACAAUGCGCUCUCAAGUUUGAGUUCCAGGCUACCAAUAACGAAGCAGAGUACGAAGCCGUUGUUAUUGCCCUAGAACUGGCGAAAAACCUCGAGUGCGAGCACGUCAAAAUUUUCAGUGACUCACAGCUAGUGGUCGAACAAAUCGAAGGGUCUUUUGAAAGAAAGGAGGAAAAAAUGAGCUUAUAUUGUUUGAAAGUACAUGACCUCCAGAGGCAGUUUGUACGUUGUGAAAUUCUGAAAGUAGCCAGAGCCGAAAAUGCCAAAGCCGAUGCAUUAUCCAGACUCGUCUUCAUGGGUGUUGACGGGUUCGAUCGAACCGUGCACAUCAAGAUGGUUGCAGAAGCAAGUAUAGCCCAGAAACCAAGUAUCAUGGACAUCGACCAUGAGCCCUCCUGGAUGGAUCCAAUAGUUGAUUACAUAAGUAAUGGCAACACUCCUGCAGACCCUCGGCUCGCCCGAAGCAUUCGGUAUAGAGCUGCCAAAUAUUGCAUAAUCGAAGGAGUCUUGUUCCGCAAAAGUCUUACGCUCCCUUAUCUAAGGUGUCUCAGACCCUCCGAGUCCCUUCAGGCAAUGACUGAAGUUCACGAAGGCAUUUGUGGGAAUCACCAAGGAGCCCGAGCUCUGGCACAUAAGUUGAUAAGGUAUGGAUACUACUGGCCAACUCCCUUCGAGCAAUGGGGAGUUGAUAUUCUUGGGCCUUUUUCCUUGGCCCGAGGACAAUUAAAAUUUGUAGCUGUGGCAGUGGAGUAUUUUACUAAGUGGGUAGAAGCCGAACCUCUAGCAACAAUUUCAGAACCGAAGCUCAGAUCAUUUAUAUGGAAGUUCGUCAUAUGCAGAUUUGGGAUACCAAAAGACCUCCGAACAAGGAUAGGGGACGCUAAAGGUGACUGGCCUGACAUGCUGCCUUCGAUACUGUGGGCAUAUAGGACUUCACACAAGACAGCAACUGGUAAAACGCCAUUCAUGCUAGCUUUUGGACUUGAGGCUACCAUUCCAAUUGAGGUUAGCCUCCCCACAAUAAGAAAGCUCGAGACAAAUACGGAGACGCAUACUACCGAACAUCUUGACCUACUUGAGGAGGUAAGGGAGCAAGCUUCCCUUAGGACUGCAAGUUACCAAAACAGAACGGCGAAACACUUCAACAAGAAGGUCAAGAACAGAAGAUUUAGAGCCGGCGAUCUUGUCCUAAGGAAAGCAGAAGCCGCCGGGCAUCAACCAGGGAAACUUGGGCCAACAUGGGAAGGACCCUAUGAGGUCAUAAGAAAACUUAAAGGGGGAGCUUAUAGCCUCAGAGAUACAUCAGGGAAUCCGCUCCCAAGGCCAUGGAACGCCAACAAUCUGAAAAUAUAUUACAAGUGA
Messenger RNA from Olea europaea var. sylvestris, 4278 nucleotides. RefSeq lists its product as uncharacterized. Gene Ontology annotation, biological process: DNA integration. NCBI's taxonomy places the organism in Eukaryota, Viridiplantae, Streptophyta, Magnoliopsida, Lamiales, Oleaceae. The transcript has 6 exons. Bases 1 to 4278 code for a protein of 1425 amino acids. Gene Ontology annotation, molecular function: nucleic acid binding; RNA-DNA hybrid ribonuclease activity. The record is from RefSeq and is a predicted model, not a curated record.